AUGCGUUUUCUCCUCCUGGAAACAGCGUUGGCGCUUUUUCUUAUCGCAGUGUACGAAUUCAUCGCCAUCACCAGUGCAUAUCGGUUAACACGCCAUAGCGGGCAGGAUUACCCGGAAUUGCGUGGUAGAGCUGCGUAUUCUAGUGGAAGGCAGAAAAGCUUGUGGAGACGACAGCGGCUUGAGGCACUACCAGAACAGUAUUAUACCACAGACGGAACAUGGGUUACGCAAAUUCCACGGGGAAUGACGACAACAGGUAGUGGCGGGGCUGAUAACAUCAGCUCGCCCGUUAUAAACGACAGCUCCGUUGAGAGUCCACGUAUCGCACCAACAACGCCACCGGCAGGUACCGACUCCUCGUCCAUUAAUCGCUCUGAUGACGCUUCAUGUGACAUUCCAGGUGAAAUGUCGGAGCCAUCAGAGAUUGUAGGAUGCAAGAAAGUAUAUCGGACGCCAUCAGGAUCGGAUCCCACGACCCAGCAUGCCUUGACGAACAUUGUCAUGACCGUCGAAUAUGAUGGCGGCGAGUAUAACGGUUUUGUGGGACCGAACCACUUUUACAAUGAUGAAAGGCUUGCGAUGACUUCGAAUCAUCUUGACGCCGAAAGCCAACGAGAUACGUCGGCAAAUAAAAGCGUUAGCAAUGAGGUGUUGCGGGCCAUAGCAGUCAUACAUGGUUAUAUACCUAAUCGCAGGAAGCGAAAGAAGAAAACGGCUCAGGUGAACAUAGAUGAGGAAGCUGAGUAUGAUGUGGAGGACGACACGUGCACCUAUACCAUACCUGCCGAACGCAGAUUUACACUAAUUGCGUCCAGCCGAACGGACAAAGGUGUACACGCGACAGAAACGGCCUGCCAAUACCUUUCAUUUGACCGCGAACCCCCCUUUAACGGCGACCUUGACGCCUUUAUGGAAAAGGUUAACCGCAUUUUGCCCGAAGAUGUUCGCGUCACGGCAAUGAUCGCAGCACCGAAUCCCGAUUUCAACGUCAGAUUCGACAACGUAGGCAAAUGCUACACCUAUAAGGUCGAUCUGUCGGAAUGCCCCAGCCUUUUCGAGAGGAAGCAUCGCUGGCAGAUUGUGGCGGACUCACAAUUCAGAAACACUUUGCUGAAAAGUCGGUUUAGAAUUCAUAGGGCGGCGAAACACAUACCUCCAGAAUACAAUGAAGUAAGAGAAGAAUUUUCUUUCGAUCGCGUGCGAGAGGCAGCUGACGUCAUCCAGGGCACGCAUAACUUCGAGUUCGUAAUUCACGGGGACAGAUUCCUGUACAAAAUGGUACGAGGCAUAGUCAGCCAUGCAGUAUUGGUUGGAUACGGUGUUCUUAAAGCGGACGACAUCAGGCUUAUGUUGGAACGAGGGGAAGCGAUACCAGACAUACCAUAUGCUCCAAGCAACGGACUAUAUCUCACUAAAGUCAAAUUUCAACCAGAUGUUGAAGAAGCCAUAAGGAGGUCUAAGGAGAGGCGCACCCAGCGUCUUAGAAGCUUACUCAAACCACUUGUAGAGCACUGA
Molecule: messenger RNA, 1515 nt
Organism: Babesia ovata
Lineage: Eukaryota; Apicomplexa; Aconoidasida; Piroplasmida; Babesiidae
Product: tRNA-pseudouridine synthase I
Exons: 5
Coding region: 1-1515 (504 amino acids)
Biological process (GO): tRNA pseudouridine synthesis
Molecular function (GO): RNA binding; pseudouridine synthase activity
Source: RefSeq, a predicted model, not a curated record